GGUAGCUAUUUUCGUAGAGGUAAAAUGUUUCGCCCGUCGCGGGUGGCCGGUUGGUUUGCAUUGCUUCAGUUUUGUGACUAAGUUUAUGGUCGUCGCAAUAUUUAUUAGUUUAUAUACGACUGAACCUGAUAAAAGCCAAUAGAGUGAUACUGCGCAGGUCGUAGCGUUAAAAAUUAAUCAAACGAGAUGGAUCCAGAAUCAGGAACCUCUACAGCUGCUGAAGGGCAAGAUUCAGCAAAACAGCAAUCGCUCUACACCGGUAUUCCACUUGCAAGGCGAAUACAAGAAGGAGCAUGGGGAAACUUUCAAAACAGAGGACGGAGGUCUAUGGAAAGGUUGAAAAAUAGAGUUUCUUCAAGAUUCAUGGGAAGACCAGUGAAUUUGUAUAUUAUGAUUCUCGUCGUGUUUUUUUCUAUAAUUGGAACUAUAAUAUAUGUGGAGCUUUUCCUGCGUCCGAACUGGAGAAAUGCUGAACAAGAUCUCAUAGAGCUGAUUGGCGAUUCAACAACGUUCAAACCAAUGUAAGAAAAACGCGCGUUUGAGGGACAACUUUUAUUGCAUGUGUCGCAGUUACAUUUUCGUUCAAUUUGUAUGAUUUUGUUAUUUAUAUAUAAAAUGCGUUAUAUAUUACACAUUGUUUGACAGUA
Messenger RNA from Styela clava, 647 nucleotides. RefSeq lists its product as uncharacterized. NCBI's taxonomy places the organism in Eukaryota, Metazoa, Chordata, Ascidiacea, Stolidobranchia, Styelidae. The record is from RefSeq and is a predicted model, not a curated record.